AUGAGCUCGACUCUCCAGAACUUCAAGCAGCCGGCUUUGGACUUUUUGUCCUAUGUCAAUGCUUCUCCAACUCCCUUCCAUGCCGUUCAAUCUUCCAAGGACCUCCUGGCCAAGGCUGGCUUCCAGGAGAUCAAGGAAAAAGACUCUUGGGCUUCAACAUGUAAACCCGGCGGCAAGUACUAUUUGACUCGCAAUGGCUCGACCCUUGUGGCUUUUGCCGUUGGUAAGAAAUGGGCGCCUGGAAAUUCCAUUUCCAUGAUUGGCGCUCAUACGGAUUCGCCCGUCUUGAGAAUCAAGCCUGUGAGCAAGAAGGGCGGAGAAGGAUUCGUUCAAGUUGGUGUUGAGACCUAUGGAGGAGGCAUUUGGCACUCAUGGUUUGAUCGUGAUCUGGGUGUCGCAGGUCGUGUGAUGGUUCGCUCCAGCGAUGGUUCCAUUGUGCAGAAGUUGGUCAAGAUUGACCGUCCAAUCCUUCGCAUUCCUACCUUGGCUAUCCAUCUUGAUCGGCAGCAGGACUUCUCGUUCAACAAGGAGACCCAACUCUUCCCCAUUGCUGGUCUCGUUGCCGCUGAGCUUAACCGUACCGGAGAAUCUGGCGCCACACCCCAGGCAGAAAAUGACGAAUUUGCUCCCUUGAAACCAAUGACCGAGCGCCACCACCCCUACCUCCUUGAUCUUAUUGCCGCCGAAGCUAACGCCAAGGUCGCCGACGUGCUUGACUUUGAAUUGAUUCUGUUUGACACUCAAAAGUCCUGCCUCGGUGGCUUGUUGGAGGAGUUCAUCUUCUCCGCUCGACUGGACAACCUGAACAGCUCUUACUGCGCCACCGCUGGUCUGAUUGAGUCUGUUGCCGAUGCGUCCGCUCUGGAUAACGAGGAUUCUAUUCGCCUCAUUGCCCUCUUUGACCAUGAAGAGAUCGGUAGCCGCACUGCGCAGGGUGCCGAUUCAAAUGUUCUCCCCGCAAUCAUCCGCCGCUUGUCGGUUCUCCCAUCAUCUUCUUCUGCCAACUCCGGCGAAUCAACCGCCUACGAGCAGACACUUUCUACUUCCUUCCUAGUUUCUGCCGACAUGGCUCAUGCUAUCAACCCCAACUACACAGGCAAGUACGAGCCCGAUCACCGACCGGAACUCAACAAGGGUGCUGUGAUCAAGAUCAACGCCAACGCUCGCUACGCCACCAACUCCCCCGGUAUCGUCCUUCUCCAGGAGGUUGCCCGCAAGGCCUCCGAGGAUGUUGGAGAGCGUGUUCCUCUCCAGCUCUUCGUUGUGCGGAAUGAUUCCAGCUGCGGAAGCACCAUUGGCCCCAUGCUGUCGGCAGCUUUGGGAGCUAGAACUUUGGAUCUGGGCAACCCACAACUCAGUAUGCACAGUAUCCGAGAGACUGGAGGUACUCAUGAUGUUGCUCACUCCAUCAGACUUUUUGCAGGCUUCUUCAAGCACUACUCCAGCCUGUCCAAGACCAUCUUUGUUGACUAA
Aspergillus wentii DTO 134E9 is the source of this 1473-nucleotide messenger RNA. RefSeq names its product M18 family aminopeptidase. Bases 1 to 1473 code for a protein of 490 amino acids. The transcript is spliced from 6 exons. Gene Ontology annotation, cellular component: fungal-type vacuole. Gene Ontology annotation, molecular function: metalloaminopeptidase activity; zinc ion binding. NCBI's taxonomy places the organism in Eukaryota, Fungi, Ascomycota, Eurotiomycetes, Eurotiales, Aspergillaceae. Gene Ontology annotation, biological process: proteolysis. The record is from RefSeq and is a predicted model, not a curated record.